Misgurnus anguillicaudatus (oriental weatherfish) is the source of this 745-nucleotide messenger RNA. The record is from RefSeq and is a predicted model, not a curated record. Lineage: Eukaryota; Metazoa; Chordata; Actinopteri; Cypriniformes; Cobitidae.
GAUUUUUGUUCAGGCGCAGUUUGGGAAAGCGCGCCAAACAACAGUCAGUUUGAAAUCGGAAGGACAGCGAAUGUGUUGGAAAUAACUUAAUCGCAGUCAUGUCACAGAAUGAUGUCUUUUAUGACGAUGACUUGGAAAAAUCAGGGGAAGCAUUGAUUGAGUUUAUAAAGAGCAGUAAAGCAGAGAGUGUGCUGCGAGGAGCACGAGAGAAGCUGCAGGAGUUCUUUGACCAUCACAUCAAGACCAAGAAGACCACAACUGACAUCUUAAAUGAUCUUGUGCAUGCGGAGGAGGUGGUCGGCCAGAAGCUGGUAGAUUUAGAAGGACAGAAGUCCCAGAUGAUGCAAGAGAUUGAGGAGAUCGAACAUGACCUGCAGCGAAACCUCUCCAGAAGUCAGAUCCUGGACUCAGAGCUGGAGUUUUUACAGAAAGAGCUGGAAAGACUUCGAGAUGCUGAGCAGGAGAUUCAGACACUGCAGCAGGAAGUGGAUCAGGACACAACUGAAGUCAUUCCCUCAGCCAUAUAUGUUGCCCAACUGUACUGUAAAGUUACCAAGAUAAAGCUGGAGGUCGACACAGAGCCACAUAUACUGCGAGGAGUUCACUAUGGCGGAGAUGUGGCUGUACCCAUCAACAUAGAUACAUCCACCCGUUCACCCUGCGAGGUUAGCGAUGAACUAUGGAGCCUGGUUAAUACAGAGUGGUAGACCUGGCACACACUAAAAAAUCGCCAUUGAUAUUUAAA